AUGGCUUCCAACGAUCAGGUUCCACGCGGUCGUCUCGCAGGCAAGAAUGCUCUCAUCACCGGAGCUGCCGGUGGUAUUGGCUUGGAGACAACCAUUCUCUUCCUCCGCGAGGGGGCGAAUGUGUUGAUGUCUGAUAUCUCGGAGCCUGCCCUUGAGAAAGCCAUCGCCAAAGCAAAGGAGCACGCUCCCAACGCAGUUGGCAAAGUUGAGACCGUAAAGGUCGACGUCUCCAAGGAAGCAGACGUACAAGCCGCCGUCGAGAAGCUGGAUGCCUGGGGCGGCCUAGAUGUUAUCUUCAACAACGCUGGAAUCAUGCACGGAGACGAUGCCGAUGCCGUUGAAACCUCGGAGAAAAUCUGGGACCUGACCCAAAACAUCAACGUCAAAGGAGUUUGGUUCGGCAGCAAGCAUGCCGUCCUCGCACUCCGCCGCCACAAGAAGACUCGCGGCAGCAUCAUCAACACCGCAUCCGUCGUCGCUCUCGUCGGAUCCGCAACUCCUCAGCUCGCCUACACUGCCUCCAAGGGCGCUGUGCUUGCCAUGACCCGGGAGUUGGCCAUUGUGCACGCUCGCGAGAACUUCCGCUUCAAUUCUCUUUGCCCUGCUCCCCUCAACACUCCUCUCCUGCWGGACUGGCUCGGUGACGACAAAGAGAAACGUCACCGUCGCGAGGUACACUUCCCUUCUGGACGCUUUGGUGAGGCUAUUGAGCAGGCACAGGCUGUGCUGUUCUUGGCUAGCGAUGAGAGCAGCUUUGUUAAUGGAAGCGACUUUGUGGUUGAUGGAGGUAUGACCAAGGCGUAUGUCACGCCCGAGGGUCCAGCUCCGCAGGCGCCUCAGAACUUUGCUCGAUGA
Messenger RNA from Ramularia collo-cygni, 855 nucleotides. RefSeq names its product probable short-chain dehydrogenase/reductase family protein, putative. The transcript is spliced from 4 exons. Gene Ontology annotation, molecular function: oxidoreductase activity. The coding region runs from base 1 to 855 and encodes 284 amino acids. The record is from RefSeq and is a predicted model, not a curated record. Lineage: Eukaryota; Fungi; Ascomycota; Dothideomycetes; Mycosphaerellales; Mycosphaerellaceae.